AUUGAUGUUUUUGGGCGGAACUUGAUUGGAUCUUCACGCAUAAGGCUGUCACUUAGCCUCGGAAACAUCUGCCGAGAGAUGCGGCAGCAGCACGUUUAGUGUUCCGCAGCGGAGACGGCAGCGUCCUGAUCAUGCAAGCUAAUCUGGGUGUUGAGAAUAUAUAAAACCCUUCGCUGCCAACAGUCUUUUGCUCUCCAAGGAACCGGCUUCCCUUGAAACAUACUUUCGUUCUACACUUCUCUCACUGAAUACCUUCGCUUUUACAACUCUUAAACAACCUUCUCAAGCAAAAUGAAGUUCUCUACGAGCCUUGCCCUCUUCGCCGCUGGCUGCGCCAGCGCCCACUACACCUUCCCCGCCCUUAUCGUCAACGACCAGGUCACCGAGGACUGGAAGUUCGUCCGCAUGACGAAGAACCACUACUCUCACGGCCCUGUCCAGGACGUUACCUCCCAGGACAUCCGCUGCUACGAGGACCCCUCUGCCAGCGCCGAGACCAAGGAGGUCAAGGCCGGUGACUCCGUCGGCUUCAAAGUCGACUCCAACCUCGGCCACCCCGGUGCGCUGCAGUUCUACAUGGCCAAGGCGCCCGAGGGCAAGACGGCCAAGGAGUUCAAGGGUGACGGCGACGUUUGGUUCAAGAUCUCCGGCCAGGGCCCCAAGAUCAACAACGGCGAGCUGUCGUGGCCUUCCGAUGGCGCCAGCCAGAUCAACGUCACCAUCCCCGAGUCCACUCCCAACGGCGAAUACCUCUUCCGUGGCGAGCACAUUGCCCUGCACGGUGCCCAGGAGGAGGGCGGCGCCCAGUUCUACAUCGCCUGCGCCCAGAUCAAGGUCACUGGCGGUGGCAACGGCUCCCCUUCGCCUACCGUCGCCCUGCCCGGUGCCUACAAGGCUUCCGACCCUGGCCUCAAGAUCAACAUCUACUACCCCGUUCCUACGAGCUACACCCUUCCCGGCCCUAAGGUCUGGUCCGGUUAAGCGUUUUAUGUACGAUGUGCUGAAAUAAGAGAUAUCCAUGUUGAUGGCUUGGAAGGUGGUGGUUUGGUG
Molecule: messenger RNA, 1050 nt
Organism: Aplosporella prunicola CBS 121167
Lineage: Eukaryota; Fungi; Ascomycota; Dothideomycetes; Botryosphaeriales; Aplosporellaceae
Product: lytic polysaccharide monooxygenase
Exons: 3
Coding region: 292-981 (229 amino acids)
Source: RefSeq, a predicted model, not a curated record